GCUCAAUACCUCGUGGGCUUGUACCGGCGAAAGAUAGGACCACGCGAGCUCCCAAAGCGUGAGAAGGGAUACGCACAAUCGGUUGGGGGUCUCUGGGGAAAGGAAGAGGAGUCAAUUUCUUUCGCGUCUUCGCUUUAUCGUAAAAAUCACGUGUGUUAAAUGCGGACGAAGGGUGUUUCUUGUUCGGGUCUUUCUCGGUCGUUAUUUUUGCGCAAUAGGAAAUAAAGUUGCAUACGCGAUUCGAAACUUUGUUAAAAGUCGAUUAUUUUUCACGUUGACACUAUUUCGAUCAUUUCAUUAAUCGACAAUGGACGUUUUGUGGCCCCAAGACGUCGCUCAAUGGUGCUCCACCGACUUCACCAAAGGCCUCGAGGUUAUACCUUUCGACGAGAUUUCCAACGACGAUGAAAAAUCCUCCAGCUACCGAUCGGGAUCUGUCGUGUCCGGAGAUACGACGAAAUCUCGGCAACGAUCGAGAACUGAUUUGUCAGUUCUGAGCCAAUCAAACGGUUCGUGUUACUCGAGAUUUUCGCGAAGCGAACAAGUCCCGAGUGCCCAAUCGGAAGGUCGAAUACUCGAUUUAUUAGCCGGUUCGGGUUAUCCGAUGACACAAGUUAAUGGCCAGAGGAAAUUGGGUCCACCCCCUGGCUGGACGAAACCACCGCCCGAGCCAGAGUGCGAGAUUUUUGUUGGGAAAAUACCGCGCGAGCUCCACGAGGAUACCCUCUACCCGAUAUUCAGCUCUGUCGGACAAAUCUACGAGAUUCGCUUGAUGAUGGAUUUCUCGGGCAGCAAUCGUGGCUAUUGUUUCAUCAUGUUCACGAAAGUCGAAUACGCCCAACGAGCCAUCAAGGAAUUGAACAAUUUCGAAAUUCGACAAGGACACAAAAUCGGCGUCGUUGCAAGCAUAAACAACUGUCGAUUGUGCAUCGGCCAGCUACCGGCUUAUAUCAACUCGGAAAUCGUUAUAACAGUGAGUUUUUCACAAAAGCACAAAUUUUGUACAAAAUGAAUGGAUAAUUCCAAAGAAAAAAGCAUUGAAAUUGGGAAACACUUUUGUAUCAAGUAAUAACAAAAAAUAUUGAGACGAAUUUUACGGUAAUACAAUUUUUUGGUACGUGAAAUUUUUCGGCACUGUCAUCAAUUGAAAAC
Venturia canescens is the source of this 1152-nucleotide messenger RNA. RefSeq names its product probable RNA-binding protein 46. Bases 308 to 1012 code for a protein of 234 amino acids. The record is from RefSeq and is a predicted model, not a curated record. Lineage: Eukaryota; Metazoa; Arthropoda; Insecta; Hymenoptera; Ichneumonidae. Gene Ontology annotation, molecular function: mRNA binding. Gene Ontology annotation, cellular component: nucleus. The transcript has 2 exons.